AUGUCGACACCUCUAUUCCUAUCACCAGCCCUGCCAUCCGAGCUCCUCACAUACAUUCUGAAGUACCACACCCAUCCCACCACCUUGGUCAUAUGCGCGUCCCGGGCCGACUUUCUCUCAUCAGUCGCCAAAGAUAUACGGCAGCAAGAGAAAGCUACCACUCCAACUCUAGAGGACGAGCAGCAGCCCCCAUCAACCGCCCACAGAGACCACCACGAGGGAGAAGAACCUGUGCUGCAACUCAAACACCACGCCCUCCUCUCCUCCCCCUUACACCAAGUAGCCACAGCGCGCCACAUCCGCAUAGUCUACGUCCCAACCGUCACGCACCUGCAGGCCUACCUCUCCGUCUUCACGCCGGACGACUCCAAGGUGCCUGCACCCCCAUCCCAUCAUCGCCAAACCCCCAGCACUUCCAGAAACCCACACAUCAUCCUCUACGGUUUCCUAGACCUGCACCGCGCCACGAGCGAGUGGAGCGCGCAGGGCCUUGGCAGCUCGGCCGCGGCCGUCGUGGACCUGGCGCACCGCCUCGCGUGGCAGGCGCUCGUCGUCGAGCCCCGAACUGGAGGAGGGGUGGGAGCAGCGAAUGUCCAACCCAGGCUGGAGGACGUGCUGCGGGAGACGGUGCCGAUGCUGGGCGGCGGUGCGCGUAGGGCCGCACUGGACGCCGACGGCGGCGGCGCGUGGACAGGGAGGACGGUCGAGGUGGGCCGGAUCUUGCGGCGGUGGUUUCGGCUCCAGCGUGGGGUCUGGGAUGGGGAUGGGGAUCCCGAGGAGGCGGGAGGAGUUGGGAAGGUGUGA
Messenger RNA from Anthostomella pinea, 804 nucleotides. NCBI's taxonomy places the organism in Eukaryota, Fungi, Ascomycota, Sordariomycetes, Xylariales, Xylariaceae. The record is from the annotation of a GenBank genome assembly.